UGUUCGCGAACAUCGACCUAAAGCAGAACAAUCAACAUGCAACAAAUCGGCUUUUUUGUAUCACCAGUCGGUGCUUACGAAAUCAAGGCAGAUGAUGAUGGUAUUACAAGUAUUAAUCUGAAAGGAGAGGCGAUAGAGGCUACUGAAGAAAACAAGAAACUGGACCCAAAUAGUCGCUCCACUCGACACAUCGAGGAAUGUAUCACUUGGAUGGAUGCAUAUUUCUCAAAUUCUCUGAUUCAGAAAGUUAAGGUGCCAUCUCUGAACGUCCAAGAUUAUGAAGAAAGCAAGCCAUUUUGCUGCAAAGUCUGGAAGAUUCUUAAAGAUCGGGUGAGGCCAGGAGAGACGGUAACUUAUGGAGAACUUGCAAAUAUGGCGGGCAAUCCCAAGGGUGCAAGAGCUGUUGGGAUGGCGAUGAAGACCAAUCCUAUCCCCAUUAUUGUGCCUUGCCACAGAGUUGUCAAAAGUGGAGGUGAUCUUGGAAAUUAUAGCUCAUAUAAUGGUGUUGUCACCAAGAAAUGGCUUCUUCAACACGAGAAGGCCAUCAUUUAAACUUUUGCAACCAAACAUGAGUGGCGAUUUUCUCCAUCCUCUUCUCUAUACAUUUGUUAGUACUGACGAGGAGAAUUCGUUGAACAAUCUAAGUUCCUUAGGUCAGCGAUCAUUUUCUACAUUCUCAUGAUCUUAAUGAAUGAUUCACCAAUUUUUUGUAGGAGAAAUUGAAUGCUGGUAUUAGGGGUAAAAAAAGGUCCAUAAACUUCAGUUAUUCAAUUAUUUAGGAACUCUCCCAUAUAGAAGAGUGACUGGAAGAUGUAAAGGAAUUCACAAACCUGAUUCAUCUUCACUGUGUUAAUCUUAAAUCACUACAUGAAAGCUCCAAGUAGACGAGUCUUUAGCAAUGACCUUGUAAAAUGUCUCUGAGGUGGGUUAUUAAGAUUGUGUUGUGACAUAGUUGUAACCUUUCAUCAGAUAGUUGUGUGAUAUGCUCCUUAAGCUAAGUUUUGCAUUUUUUACCAUCUGCAAACUACAGCAUGAAUUACACUUAAGUAUUCACCUGAUGUGGCUUGUGCAAGGGCACCUGUUCAUUGAAAAUAAUCAUUCUCAGGCAGGCAUUCUGUCUUUUAUUUCUUACUCUAGUUUGUUUUGUUUUUGUUUGUUUUGUUUUCAAAGAAAAGUAAAAAGAAAAGUCAAUAAGUGAGCUACUGCAAGUAGAUUAAGCUGCAUAAUUAUAUAUGAAAUGUCAAUGGUGUAUGAUAUGAAAGAUGUAGCUUCAGCUUGGAGUGACUCCCCCCUCCCACCCCACCCUAUCAAAAGUUGUUCAUAGGGUGAAGAAAACUUCCUCUAAUUCUCCAUGUGACUGUUUUCUCAUGUUUGCAGUUCAAAUUAUCUUGUGGUUAAUUUGAUCAUUAAGUACUCCAACCUUCAAGCUACCUAAAUAUAGAUAAGGUGUAAAAAAAGUUAUUUUAAGGGUAUCAGAUUCAACUAAAUAAAGGAAUGCCUGGGAAAUCCUACAAUCAGCAUAGUUCCUGACAGACUGCUACACCCAAAUUGGCUUGUAUUAAUUCCUUUUUAAAACAAAGGGAGAAAUUGAUGUAACAUCACAUGUCACUUAGGGUAAAAUUACAAGCUCACCUGACAAUGAAAUACAGGACCCUAUGUAUGUCACAUCAUGGUAAGUAUAAUUUGCUAGAAUUUGAAUAGUGUUGCAUUUACUUUGAGGGUUAAUUAUCACAACACCUAGUUUUGAUAACCAAAGAACUCUGUAAAAUACCACAACCACAAAGCUUUUGAUAUCUGUAUAGAAAUGAAGUAAAGACUGCCUAAUGCUCUAGGUGCCACAAUCAAGGAAUGAGUAGCAUUCACAAAGCAGUAGGAACAGUUAUGCACAUCACUGACUCCUCUAAGGGAAUGUUCUUGAAACUGCCCUUAGAGGGGAGAUAAAAUAUUUGCAUAAGUGUGACUGAUGCAAGUGCCUGGACAUUUGAAAGGGACACCAAAAGAUGUAGUGAAGAAUUCUUUAAUUUCUCACAGAAAGAAUUUGAUUACAGGCAGUUAUAAUUUUAAAAACUUUAAAUGUUAGAGUGAAACACCUGCUUCUUGUAGAAGAGUUAAGUGAGACAACCAUCUCUUUCAACUACUCUAUGGGCACUGUUGCUUGCUUCUUAACAGAGAAUAAUCCAGGCAUGGUCCUCAAUCUUUAAGAGUUUCAAUCAAGCAUUAUCAGAGACUCCUUGCAGACUUGCCAGCUCACAUUAGUUAAGCUGUCAUGUUAUCUAGCAGGCUAAGAAAUGCUCAUGGUGAGGCACUUAUCAUAAGGGCCAGCUUGAAGGCUAAAAAUAACUUGGCAAACAACUUUAAUUUACAUGAUAAUUUGAAAUUGAGCUAAAACUGAAGAAAUUACUCUGAGACUUUGGGUAUUAACUCUCCAUACUCUAAAUCAAGAGUCCACUCCAGGAGCCCCUUGCUGGUGUAGUAAGGUUACUAAACAUACUAACAUUGAUAUCAAGCAUUGGUGCAGUAAGACUGAUGCAUGAUACCCAGUUAGUCUUCAGCCACACAUGGACAUCUUCCCUGCUUUCUGCACCAAAUGUUCAUUUUCCCCUUGAGAUUGCUAGUUGUUAUUGAUGUAAGGCCAUCCUGUUAACCCUUAAACUCCCAGAAGUUAACAACAUCAAACUCCUUACAAUUUCACUAAGUUACCUUGUAAACCAGGUUAUGAGAAAAGACAAGCUCAUCAGCUAGGUGUUAUUUUGGAAUGAGAACAAAUUCUCCUGUCUAAAAAGUAUGGCAGUAAGUUUGGAGAGUUAAUCAUUGGAUCCCAAAGUUUAAAGGAUUAAAACAUUUUGUAUCCCAUUGUCUGACCCUCCCAUAUUUUGAAGAAACUAACAAGAUGCUUUAUACAGAUACAGUAACUAAUCAAUGCAAUUCUUUUUCUUGCUAAAUUCACAUUUUCCCUUGUAUUUUAACACAAGAUGGAGACUUGAAUUUUAAUUUCUUUUCUCAAUUUCCUAGCUUUUAUUUAAUAUCAGUAUUAACCCAUGAACUCCCAUUAGUAACUAGACAAUUUCUCCCCACCAUAUCAAUACAAUGUGAAGCAGACAAGUGACGAGAAUAAAAAUAUCAAUUAGGAAAUUAUUACAGGGCCCAACA
This is a messenger RNA of Stylophora pistillata, 3150 nucleotides long. Its product is annotated as methylated-DNA--protein-cysteine methyltransferase. Lineage: Eukaryota; Metazoa; Cnidaria; Anthozoa; Scleractinia; Pocilloporidae. The record is from RefSeq and is a predicted model, not a curated record. Gene Ontology annotation, biological process: DNA repair. Gene Ontology annotation, cellular component: nucleoplasm. Gene Ontology annotation, molecular function: methylated-DNA-[protein]-cysteine S-methyltransferase activity.